Molecule: messenger RNA, 264 nt
Organism: Serpula lacrymans var. lacrymans S7.9
Lineage: Eukaryota; Fungi; Basidiomycota; Agaricomycetes; Boletales; Serpulaceae
Exons: 2
Coding region: 1-264 (87 amino acids)
Source: RefSeq, a predicted model, not a curated record
AUGCCUCAAUUGGGCCUCAACGUUGUCAACUGCUACAGCAUGAUCUCAAGUGAAAUUCUGUCUGUGGUGACGCCUCCCCCUUCUCUGUUGUUCACAUUCAACGCUCCAAACUAUGUGCAUGGUCCCAGACAAGAAGAUGUGGUAGCCUUUUUAGGCGGUCCUGACCACAAUCCAGGUGUAAAGAAUCUAUCUUUCACUCUUGAUGCUGACGACUAUGGUAUCACCCGAGGUUUAAACCCUCUUUCAAUGAUAUUCACGCCUUAG